CCGAGGAGGCGGGAGUAGGCGGAAUAGCGGUGGGAGAAAAAAACAGAAUGCUGUCACGUCUGUUGGUCCGCGGUUCGCUUCUCGAGUUGGGUGUCUGAGCGAAGCUCCGCGAGUCGGACUUGCACACGGAGAGGACACACGCGCAGCCAUGGCAGAAAACGCCGGCUUGGAGAACCACCGCAUUAAGAGCUUUAAAAACAAGGGCCGGGAUGUCGAGACUAUGCGAAGACAUCGUAACGAAGUAACAGUCGAACUGAGAAAGAACAAGAGGGAUGAGCACCUACUGAAGAAGCGCAACGUUCCACAGGAUGAAAGUCUCGAGGACUCCGACUUAGACGCCGACUUCAAGGGGCAAAAUGUAACGCUAGAUGCCAUCUUACAGAAUGCCACGAGUGACAAUGCAGUAGUACAGCUCAGUGCUGUACAAGCAGCCAGAAAACUACUCUCCAGUGACAGAAACCCUCCGAUCGAUGACUUGAUAAAAUCUGGGAUCCUGCCCAUCCUCGUCAAAUGCCUCGAGAGGGACGACAAUCCCUCGUUGCAGUUCGAGGCUGCCUGGGCUCUGACCAACAUCGCGUCAGGGACCUCUGCACAGACGCAGGCUGUGGUCAAAUCUAAUGCUGUUCCCUUGUUUUUGAGACUGCUCCAUUCCCCUCAUCAGAAUGUGUGUGAACAGGCCGUGUGGGCUCUGGGCAACAUCAUUGGUGAUGGGCCACAGUGUCGAGACUACGUCAUUUCACUGGGUGUGGUCAAACCUCUCUUAUCGUUCAUCAAUCCCUCUAUCCCCAUUACCUUCCUGAGGAACGUCACCUGGGUCAUCGUCAACUUGUGCCGAAACAAAGAUCCACCCCCACCCAUGGAAACCGUACAAGAGAUUCUCCCCGCCCUAUGUGUACUCAUAUACCACACAGACAUAAAUAUUCUUGUAGAUACAGUGUGGGCUUUAUCGUAUCUAACAGAUGGAGGGAAUGAGCAGAUACAAAUGGUCAUAGACUCUGGUGUCGUACCCUUCCUUGUUCCCCUGCUCAGCCACCAAGAAGUCAAAGUUCAGACGGCUGCUCUGAGGGCAGUGGGUAACAUUGUGACGGGGACUGAUGAGCAGACUCAGGUGGUACUCAACUGUGAUGUGCUUUCCCACUUCCCCAAUCUGCUCACACACCCAAAAGAAAAGAUCAAUAAGGAGGCCGUGUGGUUUUUGUCCAACAUCACCGCAGGGAACCAGCAGCAGGUGCAGGCUGUGAUAGAUGCAGGGCUUCUCCCUAUGAUCAUACACCAGCUGGCCAAAGGCGAUUUUGGCACGCAGAAAGAGGCUGCAUGGGCCAUCAGCAACUUAACAAUAAGUGGAAGGAAAGAACAGGUGGAGUACUUGGUGCAGCAGAACGUGAUCCCGCCUUUCUGUAACCUGCUUUCGGUGAAGGACUCGCAGGUGGUACAGGUGGUUCUAGAUGGCCUAAAGAACAUCCUGAUUAUGGCUGGCGAGGAGGCGAGCACCAUCGCUGAGAUUAUCGAGGAGUGCGGAGGACUGGAAAAGAUUGAAAACCUGCAGCAGCAUGAAAACGAGGACAUUUACAAACUAGCGUUUGAAAUCAUCGAUCAGUACUUUUCAGGAGAUGAUAUUGACGAGGACCCGAGUCUGAUCCCUGAAGCCACACAAGGAGGCACGUUCAACUUCGACCCAGCAUCCAACCUCCAAACCAAGGAGUUCAAGUUCUAACAGAGCCGAGUUAUAAUUUGAAUCGGGCGGGAUCUCCUGCUGCUCUCUGUUCCCUGCCGCCCCUCACCACGAUCCAACCAUCACCUAUCAGCCUGCAACUCACUAACCUGACCACAAAACCAAUCAAGAUGCAUAAAAACUACAGGUGUAACUUGCACUGAAGGAUAUGAAUAUCUCUCUCAUGAACGUCACCAGAAGUCGAAGUGAAGUCUAUACAUUUCUUAAGAAGAGGACCAAGACAACCUCUUCAAUCAUACUGCAAUUGCCAAAAGAAAAAAAAAAUUCUGCUGUUUAUCCUCACCUGCACAUGCAAACACACAGACUUAAGUCAUAUAUGUGCAUCAACAUUUCUAGAAACUUCUGAACGUUCUUUUACCAGCCAUCAUAUCAGACAAUUUUGAAGAUAGGAGUGAAAAAAGAUGUACCUGUUAUCCUUUUUUUUUUUUUUGGUUGUUUAUUAUUUCUUUCCUUCUGGCAAAUUUCUCUUACCAGGACAUCACAGCCCAAAGUCAAUGUAGAUUCUAGAGCGCUAGGACAGGCACCCUGCAUUGACAUCCAGCCUCUGCUCUGCUAAGCCAUGUGGAACAUGCUUCCCCUUUCUCCGAUGUGUCUAUGGACUAGUCUGUGGAGCAGUUCAUCCAGCAAGCGGGGUUCUUUUUUUUUUUUUAAUUGUGUGCAAAGCAUGUACGCUAGCACUGAUUCUUCUCUUUCUGUUUUUAUGACGUGAUCAUGGAACUGUGACCUGUAUAUUAAAAGUGGGAAAAUAACACAAAAUACAAAAAAAAAAAAUGCACAAAACAAUACACAUGUACAGUGGCGCCACUUAACCUGCAGCCAUCCCAAAAGAAAAAAAAAGUAUAAUCUUCACGUGUCACCGGUGCCAUGUGAAAAGAGGAACGAGUGGAUUCAUUACACUUAAGGCAUAAAUUCAAGACAUUUUGAGGGAUGCCACUGUCCCUUUUCGAAGUGUUUGUGGAACGACAAAUGAGGUUCUGGAUUUGUUUUUUCUUUUCCAGUAUCACACACUUGAAGAUAAGUAAUUCUUUCAGUAAAAAUAAUUUUUUUUUACAUCUUCAUAACCACAUAAGGUCAACCCAGGACAAACAUCAAAAAGUUGUCAUGUCUCUCCCACUAACACACAAGGAGAGAGUAUAUUUUCUCUAAGUUUAAAAUAAAAGUAGGCUUAACUCAUCAACAAAGAGAACUUUGCAGAAGUUAUUAUGAACUGUGAUUUAUAUUUUGUUUCUUUUCUGUGGUGGAGCUUCCAGAUUUGCAGCUUUGAUUCAGUCUUAUAUGCACACUUUUGUCGUCCCUAUAUAAAUAUUAUUAUUUUGGCAUCUUUGGAAAGCGACAUUCGCUUAAUGUAUUCAUAAGCAAUGGAAGAUGGAGCUCCUGGCUGUUUCUGUUUGGUAGAUUUAUUUGCUACAAAACACAAAUGUUCAAACUUAAAAAAAAAAAAAAAAAAAAAACUUGUGUAAAGUAUGAAACCGAAAAAGCUGCAACACGUUAGACGUUUGACAGGACACUUCUGAACAAUAACAACAACAUUGUGUUACUGAUUCACAGUUAAUUGGGGCCUUUUUUUUUUGUCUUUGUUUUAAAAUGUACUUUUUUUUUUGUGAGGGCAAAUAAUUGUGUUGCAAUGAGCUUUCUAACUGUUGUGAACAGACAGUACAAUACAACUGUAAAGGGAUGUAUUGAAAACAUUUACAUUUGGACUAAUGUAGUGGUGGUUUGGCUGCAGACUACUGAUGAAGAGGAUUUGGCAAAUGGCAGCCCUGGUGUUUUUUGUUUUUUUAAUUAUUCAUUUAUUAUUGAUGAACAAAGGCCUGCAUAGGUGUGAAUAUCAUGAACUUAUGUAGACACUUAUUUAAGAAAAAACGAGCCACUUUAAAGAAUAAAAUUUUUUGUCUUGUAUCAGAAAUGGAUACAAGCUUAUUGCUGGUUGCAAGAUUUUUACUUGCUGAAGAAAAGAUUGAGAAAAAAAAUCAAUGGAAAAAAAAAAACUGCGACAGAUCGCAUUUUGGCCUCCGAUUGUUUGUAUCUUUUUAUAAAUUUUACCAUUUAAACACUCUUUAAGGUGGCUCAUCUGUAUUUUUUUCAACUCCUGUGCAUAUUAAAGAUGAACGAGUUGGAAUUCA
Messenger RNA from Silurus meridionalis, 3855 nucleotides. RefSeq names its product karyopherin alpha 3 (importin alpha 4) (gene kpna3). The record is from RefSeq and is a predicted model, not a curated record. Gene Ontology annotation, cellular component: nucleoplasm; cytoplasm; nucleus. Bases 149 to 1714 code for a protein of 521 amino acids. The transcript is spliced from 17 exons. Gene Ontology annotation, molecular function: nuclear import signal receptor activity; protein binding. Lineage: Eukaryota; Metazoa; Chordata; Actinopteri; Siluriformes; Siluridae. Gene Ontology annotation, biological process: NLS-bearing protein import into nucleus.